ACAGGAAACCCAACACUCAAGGUUGUGUGGCAAGAAAACUGAGAAACAGAGUAGAUUGAGGAACAACUUCCACAAUAAAGACGGCAAACAUACUCCGAAAGCCUCUAAAAGUCACAAUAUGGGACCCCGAAACUUUCUGCAUUUUUUGGUGACGUGGACCUGUGUAUUUUUCUUUUCCUGUCCCUCUGUCUGCUCAGGACAGGAUACACCAAGUAAGCUGACUGAUGUGUACUUUACCUCAAACUGUGGAUUGAGAUAUGGGUUUCAGUAGUGUAGUGGCCUAAGGACGGUAACAGUGUGUUUGAUCUUGUUUUUCAGCAUUAAGUGAAUGUUCAGGGUUCCGAUUUCUUGAUUUUCUGUUCUGAUAAAUCAAAGUGUUACAUUUUCAGAGACAUUGAAGAGGUAAUAACAUCAGAUUCACUCUGAGAAGCACAGAGAAUUUCUAUGUGUUUGAUACAUAAUUAAGUGUAGACUUUGACUUUAUUUUUCUCUCAGUGAAACCACCUCUUGUUCCAUCUCAGAUGUUGACUACUGUGUGUCUCCUCACAGAAAUACGCCUGGAGAGGACAGUCUUUGUGGCUGUCAGGGGUGAUACUGUCAUCAUUGAAGCUGACUUGCAGAUUCCAGCAAACCAAAGUAGAGACGUGUUCAAGUGCUUUGAUCCUUCAGACCAAAAGAUUGACUUCCGUGAAAUCGAUGCCACAGCUAACCAGCCUGUUAAGCUGAAACUGGAGUUCCCAAACAUGACCAGCUCUGGAGAAUACUGUUGCCAGUAUAACAUAGCAAAGGUGUACUGGUUCCUUCGACUGAGAGGUGGGUAACGAACUAAUUAGGAGACGAAAGUGAAAAUGCAGAAACCAGAUUUUUGGAGGAAAUGGCGGAAAUGUUUUCUCUGUGAACUGUGAACUUCAUCUCAUCAUUAUGCAAAAAAGUUGGAUCAGCUGAUCCCAAAGAAUUUAAGGAGUCCAAACUUCUUUGCUGCUUUUUAGUACAGACUUCCAACUUCUGUCAACAAGAUGCUGUGAUACCAUCCAAAAUUAAAAUAACAGAAGCAUUUAAAGGAUUAAAACACCUGACCAUUAUUGAUUAUCUAUGGCGUAUUUGUCAGAGCCAAAUACAUUAUAUAUAUAGACAGACUGAAACAGUUAUCAGAUCCAGCUAUCUCAGUGUUUAUGGCAGAUGUGAAUGUACAACAACUACCCAUAGAGGCUAUAGACAGAUAGAUAGAUAGAUAGAUAGAUAGAUAGAUAGAUAGAUAGAUAGAUAGAUAGAUAGAUAGAUAGAUAGAUAGAUAGAUAGAUAGAUAGAUAGAUAGAUAGAUAGAUAGAUAGAUAGAUAGAUAGUUAACUCAUGAUUUACAUGUUGCUACUCAGGUCUCUUGUCAGUCAUAACAUAUAGUAGGUCUCAUAAAUCCACUCUUGCGUCUAUAUCUGGUCAGUUUUGUCUUAAAAAAUUAAGAUGAUUGAGACCAAAAUCCAAAUUUGAUGUUUUAAUACAUGAGGGAUGAGGAACUUUCUGCGAUUUCAGUUUGGGGCAGAAACAACCAAUAGUUUUUGUAUCUUCAAAACCAUUUUUGGACUCACCAUCAAUAGUUCUGUAACACCCUUGAUAAAAGAUUUAAACUAUUUGCCUGUGUUAGUAGUUUUAUAGCCAUGUUGUUUACAUCCUGUUAAAUGUGAGUUUUUAUGUUGUACGGACCAUAUUAUCAUUGCCUAUCAAGCUAACGCAUGUAUGUUUUUAUUCAAAUGAAUCAUAGUGAAAUAUCAUACUAUCCCAAAGGUCUUUGCCAUUAAUUGAGAUUUGACUGAAAAAUUAUGAACAUCUCUCAAAAAGAAGAAAAGUGACAAUUAAAGGAAAAUCUCUGAGCUUAUUUAGAGAGAAAUUAAAUGUGUUUCUGAACCAGAAUUAAGUUAUUUUGGUUGUUUUUUUUUUUUCCUACUCAGUACAGCAACCUAAAGACUCAGGGGAUGUAUUUGGACCAUGAGUCCAAAAUAGAUUGAUGUUGACGGAGAGCUCACUUGAUUCCUGACUUUUGAAAUAUGAAUCUAAAGUAUUUUUCAGGCAGGAGAAAACUUAUCUGACAGAUGAGGAAUUCACCAGCUGCUCGAGUCUGAUACAUUCCUGAAUGGAGUGACUCUGAAUUGACGUGUGUUUUCCAGAUAAAGGCUACACUGAACCCAUCACCUGGAAUCACACAGAAGUCAUAGUGGCUAUCUUCACUGGUGUGCUGCUGGUUUUCAGUUUGGCCGGCUCUGUGUAUGUCUUCAGAGGAAAUUGGGUAAGAUAUGACCUUCUGACAACCUAGCAGAAGUCAAGAAAUGUAGUGUCCAAGUUUGAGAAAAAUGCUGAAACAGAAGUGACGAGAUGAUGAUGUAGAUCUCUUUCUGAUGCUUCAACUGAAGCUGUUAACUAACCCAAAUAUCUGACCAGCAAGUGAGGUGCUGUCGAAUGUUGUUUUUAUCUUGAUUAACGGCUUAAGUUUAAGAGCUUAUCGUGACUAAUCACAUUUUUUAUUUCAUGGUUAAAAAAUUCCAGCACAGUUUUUACAAACAAAGAAAAACAGUAUUUACCAGUGUCUUCAUUUAAAGGUCAAAUCAGUGCAAAGAAAUGUACUCUGUGACCGUAAAUUCUAUAUUAAUUGUAUAAUAAAUGUUGCACUGCCACACAAGUGCGAUCUAUACCCUUGACUAAUAGGUCAGAAACAGGUCUUGAGUGUCGUCUGUGAUGAUUUACACUCUCCAAAAUGGUGCUCAGCUGGCUUAUGUGAUGUUGUUUCCCACUGACUUGAGUCUGAUUAGUUUGUGGGUGGUGGCUCAGACUUAAAGCACUUGGGUGAUACUUUAAUUCUGUUUGGCACCAAAUGUGUAUUCCUUUAAACUUGUCAGCUGAGUCAUCUUGGAGUUUUUAAAGGGAAAUAUGACAUUCAAAAGCUCAGAGAUGUCAUUAUUUCCCUUCACAGCAACAGUAAGAAGAUGGAGCAGGGGGCUUAACUACAAUGUGUUAAAGGUGACUAAAUAGCAUGUGGUUAGAAAAGACUGAAGCAUUAAUCCAAGACCAUGAUGCUUCAAUCUUUUCUAACCACAUGCUAGACCGUGAUGCUUUAACACUGACAGCUCAAGUUCUAAGUUGGUAAAAAGGAACUAGACACUUUGGUAAUUACUUUUUAUUCUCACUUUCUUUUGUUGUGUUUCCUGUUGAGCAUCCAAGGUGUGCCUGUUUGUUUGCUGUCAGCUACUGUUGCUGUUUUUUGUUCUUUUAAGCAUUAUGUGUUGAUUUCAGAAAGGACACAUCACUGAUUGUCGUGACCCAGGCACAAAACCCGAGCAGAAUGGAGACCAAAGGAGGGCAGAGGAGAGGCAGGAAGACAAUGUGGAUGAUGUCACUGAUCCAUCUACUUCCUUUUACGCUGUGAGCACAGUUUUACCCUUCAGCACUGAGACACAUAUUUCACUUCCAUUUUUUGGACUAUAUUGUGGUUAACCUUUAUUGGUAUUUGGAUAUGUUAUGGAAACUAACACAGAAUUUUCUCAGAGUCUAGAGUGUCGGCCCAGGUCUAUUUAUGAUGUUCUGGAUCGCUCUGCUGUCAGAGAAGAACCAGACCCAGGCAAAGCUAAAACCAAGAAAAAGGAACCCAAACAAACGGUCAGAAUAAACCUCAGGUCUGCCGUCAUACUUUUGGAAAUCAAGGGGAAAAUAUGCAGACUUUAACUUUGUUUUCUUCUCCCUCUGCAGGUGGAGCAAACCACACAAAACCAGAAUGAUGGUGUAUUUGAGUCUGUCUAUGAAAAUUUUUAAAUAACAAAUAAACUUGAUUGAAUUGGUCAUGAUAUUUAUUUCAGUAAGGGGUUUUUAAAUAGUCAACUGUAACUUUGAUAGAAAAGUAUUUUAAUGGUUUUAUGUAGACAGAAAGGCCUUGAAGGGAUAUUCCAGCAUAAAAUUAAUUUAGGGUCAAACACACCGUAACACAGAGUUAGACACCCUGUCGAGAGAUGAAUGUUGCCGACCGCUUGCUUCUCUAGUUAUACCAACUCAACGAGGUGUCUAACUUGGUGUUAGGGUGUGUUUCACCCUAACUUUAUUUUGCGCUGGAAUAUCCCUUUAAUGUUACAGUUUCACUGUGUUAUUCUUUUUUGCACAAGUCAAAAUGUGACCAGAAUUUGAAGUUAAAGCUAGUUUCAAAUAAUAGCCUAUAUUUACUGUUACAGGGUUUAAUUUACUCUUUAACAAAUCUAUUAUAUAUUUUCCCGAAAUGUGAAUCUUUAAAGAUAGGAUGCAAAAAUAUUUGAAUUAUGUAAACUGCUCUAUGAAAAAUAAAAAAGACUAUUUUCCUGUGUAA
Molecule: messenger RNA, 4336 nt
Organism: Xyrichtys novacula (pearly razorfish)
Lineage: Eukaryota; Metazoa; Chordata; Actinopteri; Labriformes; Labridae
Source: the annotation of a GenBank genome assembly